AUGAAGAAGUACAAUUCGCCGACGCCAUCGCCCUUGGCAGAGGAAUUUCAGGGGAAACAGAUGAGACUUGCGAAAAGAGGGCAAGAUAGCACGAGCAAUGGGAAAUCUACGCAACAGGACGAAUUUCAAAUGAGACCCAUUAGACUAGGGAGCAGAAAUAGGUCAAUUGGAAGUUCUACCACCGCAUCCAGCACUAAUAUCAACAAUAAUAACGGUAAUAAUAGUAGCAAUAGUAGUAACAAUAAUAAUAGUAGCUCGUCAAACACAUCACCGAACCGUCCAACGGCCUUGUCGUUGUCUCAUGAUCAGAAUCAAACUCCAGUGCAUUCCCCAAGUUCGUCAUCCAGUUCAAUAUCUCGAAAAAUGCAUACUAAUUUUAAUAUCGUAAGUACCGAUGUGAACGAUACAUCGCUGAAUAACUCUUCUCAUAUCCAAGUGAAGUCGCUACCAAUCGAGAAGAGAAGGCCAAGUAGUGUGCAUAGCAAGGGUCAUAGUCGGGGCAGUAGCAUCGUUUCACCAACUACACAAGUGCUGAUGGAAAGAUCAAGCUUCAGUGGUGGUCAUGGCGGCCCCACAUAUCUGUGUAACGAUAAAAUAUUUGCUGUCUGCUUAGUAAACUUUCACCAUUUAAGAGGACCAGAAGUUCAGUAUUGGAAAUCGAAUUAUUUCCCUGAGUAUGACCCUUCCCUUUUCAAGAAUUUACCAUUCCAAGCCCUCCCAGACGGAUCUCAUCUAUUCGAAGAAACCUUUUCGAAUUUUAAUUUAUGUUAUGACUUUGCAAGUGGAGAAUCUUUAGAUGACGGUAAUGAUUAUAAUGUCUAUAGUUCUCAGAUCAAGAACAUGAAAACCCUCAAAACGCUAUUUGGGUGUUCUUGUGUACAGCAGGUAAAGACAUCAGAUUUAUCUCAAGAAGAAAUGGAUAGGAAUAAAGAUAUCACAAGGUCCAUAGUCCAGAAGGCAGUGGUUGUGAUAUGUAGAAAGCAGCCGAUAUUUAACAAGAUCAAGGAGAAGUUGUCUAUAAUUACCGGAUGCUAUUUUCAGCAAGGGGAUUUCAAUAAUUUUGAAAUACUAGAUCUGUUGUUCGACAAUUUGAACGACAUUUUUGUUACUCGCCCCACCAUGGACGACAAAGGAGCUGAUACAAAGGAAACUGAAUUGCCCCCUCCAUCUAUUGACUAUACAUACGAAAAAGCUAUGAACGAAGAGAGGCUAAAAAAUGAAAAGGAGGAGGAAUUUUUUGUGAACCUAAACCUUCAAAAAUCAAUCCUAAAAUUUGCAUCUAAGUUCCUUAUUAUUUUCAAGAGUAUAAUCCUUGAGAAGAAAGUAGUCAUCUAUUCGAAUAAUAACUUGGAAUUAUUAACUCAAUUUCAAAAUACAUUGAUUCUGCUUAUGCCCAAUCUAAUAAAUCACCUUGACUUGGCAGGAUGCCCACUUUUGGAUUAUUCUGAAAUUAAUGGACCACUCAGGAAACCCAUCUCGUUGAAUACGAAUAAUAGACACUCAAUGUUAAGGUUUUUCGGGUUACCCUUACAAAUAUUUAAUACAAAGGGCUCUUUCUGGAAUCCAUACUUACCCCUUCAACAGUUGAGCGAAUUAAGUGCAAACGAAACUGUAAGUUAUAUGGUUGGGUGCUCCAACUUAUUAUUUGUCAACCAACUGGAUCAUUUGAAGGUUGACGUUUUGAUAAAUUUGGACCUGACUGAGAUUAGUUACCCAGCAACAAAAGGGAUCAGACCUGAAGAAUUGGCAUUACCAAUGUAUGAUAAGAAAUUCAUCAACAACUUGGUUAUGGAAGUAAAGCAUCAAAAACUUCAAGCACGUCUGAAUGAACAAAAGGAAGAAACUUACGUAGGAAGCGAUGACUAUAUUAGGUACCAAUUUGAAGAUUAUUUGUUGUCUUUGCUUCUGACAACUAGGUACAAUCAAUAUGUUGAAAAAUUUGGUACUCCACCUCCAGGUUUCAAUAAUACUGACAACAAAUCACAUGGUUCGCAUGGGCAUGACGACUGGUCGUCAACGUCUGAUGUAGAGACAAACAACGUACAGAAUGGAAAUUUAACGUUGUUCAAUAAAAAAUUUGUAGAACAAUGGGUUAAAACAGCAAAUUUUAGAAUUUGGAAUUCCGUUGCUGAUGAGUUUGUUUUCAACUUUUUAGAUCCGAAACACCUUGCAGUUGGACAAUCAGGGUAUUUUGGAGGGGAAGAUGAGCCGUACUUAAACAGCAUUUUCAAUGGUUUUAAGAAAUUAACAGGGGGUGGAGCUUCCCCUGAUCCUCCAACUACGCCUACUACCCAGAAAUUCAUCCCGAAGGAAGUUGAUAGAAUAGUCCAAGUUGAAAAUAAACUGCCUGAAAGGAUAGUUGCAGUGAAGAUGAGGAGCGACGAAAGGAUUGUACCAGUGACAUUGCAAGGAGGUGACAACAUCGUGCCAGUCAAGUUAGGCGGGGGUGGUGAUAAUGAUAAUAAGGAAACCUUUGGCAAAAAGAUUUCGUCUUGGGCAGGCUGGUAUAAGAAAAAGUGA
This is a messenger RNA of Dujonia railenensis, 2520 nucleotides long. NCBI's taxonomy places the organism in Eukaryota, Fungi, Ascomycota, Pichiomycetes, Serinales, Debaryomycetaceae. The record is from the annotation of a GenBank genome assembly.